Molecule: messenger RNA, 1266 nt
Organism: Grosmannia clavigera kw1407
Lineage: Eukaryota; Fungi; Ascomycota; Sordariomycetes; Ophiostomatales; Ophiostomataceae
Exons: 1
Coding region: 1-1266 (421 amino acids)
Source: RefSeq, a predicted model, not a curated record
AUGGACGACUCCGGCUGGACAUGGCCGGCUUGGAAGUUUGGGAUGCGGAGGGAUGACCUCUUCACCACCCUUCACGACCAGUACAACACUUUCCUCUCCUCCAUCCAAGAUCCCGACGCCUUUCACCACGAUGUCUUUGAAAUCUCAAACGAAGCCGAGACGGCGAGCGAGUUUCAUCGCCUGAUGGCCGACCGCAAAGCACAGCGGCUCAACGAGCUGAACGAGUCACUCGAGUCCGCCUCGUUCGAGAUCAUUGCCAAUCCCGCCCUUGUCGGCACUACGCAGUGGGAGCACGCCCUGCAGCUGUUCCGAACGCGUUCGCUCGACUCUCUCGUCCGCUUUUUCGCCUCUUACCUUCCCGUCGACCAUCCUUGGCAUCGCGACAUCUCGGACAUGUCGACAAGUCAGACCGAGAUGUCUACCACUACGCAAAAAGCCAAGUUUGACGAUCGUGGACUCACAGAGGAACCUCUCUGCUACUCCUCCGCAACUUCGUCUCUCGCGCACGAGCAGCUCCCCCCUUCCCCCCGCUCGCUCACGCUCUGCUCCGACAGCUCGGAUCCGACCCAUUCGAUGUGCGACUUUGACAACCUUACCCCACGCACUCUCUCCUUUUCCGGCUCUGAGCCGUAUCCUUACAGCGACGAUCUGAAACGUGGUGACCUCAACUAUCACGACGAUGCCUCUUCGCAGUCCUCUGGGCCAGAGACGCCAACUUCUGUCUCGGAGCUCGGCGAGGAUACAGACCGUGACAACGAUCCUGUCUCGUCGCGCUCUCCCGUCAUCGAGAUCGCGUCUGAGUGCGCCGAUGACGACGAAUGCUUACCUUCGCAGCUACCGCAAGACAUCGGAUCUUGCAUCAAAACAAAAUCAUCGCCAGUGACAACGCUGGCACCACCAUCAGCCAAAGCCGCUUCCGUCACUUGCAGUCCCAUCUUCUUCGACAUUGUGAAACCGACGCCUCUGUCUGCUCGGCAUCGGAGUCGGAGCCUCUCACCCUUGCCAGCAGGCCACCUCACCGAGGUUGCCGCACCGUCUACGCAGGCGGAUUGUCGUAAAGCGAUUGCCGCCCAUCGCCCGCUGAGACGGAUGUCCCGAGAGGACUACGAGUCGGCGACGCAGCGUGGCAGACAGUCUCUGCGCUGCCUUAGCAGAGGCAGAGAACUGCGACUUCACGAGGCUGCGAGCCGCAUACAAAAAACACGUCCUGUGCAGACAAGACUGCGCGAACGGAGAGAAAGAGAAGCGAGCAAAAUUCGGCGCUAA